This is a messenger RNA of Cylicocyclus nassatus, 207 nucleotides long. NCBI's taxonomy places the organism in Eukaryota, Metazoa, Nematoda, Chromadorea, Rhabditida, Strongylidae. The record is from the annotation of a GenBank genome assembly.
AUGAAUGUCACAACGAAGUCGAAAAGUCAUGUCCAAGUAGCAACAGAAGACAUGAUGUGUAGCUCUGGAUAUAAACAAGAGGAUUUUGAACUCUUAACGAAGCUGAGCAAGAUCUAUCAAAACUUCAACAUCGUUUGGAGUUGCCUCCAAGACUUUUGUCAACAUAUCUCUUGCCUUGUCCUAUCUUUCAAGCCAAAAACGAUAUAG